GCCGGGGCAGGCGCUGCAGCCGGAGCCGGGUGAGGCCAGGUUGGGGAUGCACUCAAGAUGAAUGUCAAUCAGCCAGCUCCCCCUGGGGUGCCAUAUGGACAGCCUCAGCCUGGCUACACCGGAUAUCAAUCCAGCUAUGGUGGGCAGCCGGGACCGGUGAUCCCUCCUAGUCCUUAUGGAGCCUACAAUGGUCCGAUGCCAGGCUAUCAGCAACUGCCUCCCCCAGGUGUGCCAAGAGCACCACCUUCCUCGGGAACACCCCCAGCCUCUUCUACAACCCGAGUUCCUAGUGGCCAGUCUGCAUAUGGCCAGUUUGGCCAAGGGGAUGUACAGAAUGGUCCAAGCUCCACUGUUCAAAUGCAGAGGCCUAUGUCUCAGCCAUUUGUGCCAGCCCCAGUGGCCCCUCCGGUGAACCAGCCAGCUGCAUAUCAGCCCUAUGGCCCUCCCCCAACCAGCGCACAGGUGACCAGUCAGAUGGCAGGAAUGCAGAUCAGUGGCCCGGCUGCCCCUCCACCUUCAGGGUUAGGCUAUGGGCCACCACCUACAUCAGUGGCUUCAGCCUCAGGAAAUUUUCCAGGCUCCAGUCAAUAUGGCUCUUACCCUCCAAACCUGGCUCCACCUACUAGCCUGGCCCAAGCUCAUCCUGGUGCCCAAACCCCACAGCGAUCUGCCCCUCUGCAGGCUUCUAAUUUCCCACCCCCAGCAGCAGGGGCCUCCAGGCCUCCUUCAACUGCUGGACCAUCCAUGCCUGGACAGAGUUUUGGGGGGCCCCCAGUGAGCCAGUCCAACCAUGCAUCCUCACCUCCCCCACAAGCUCAGCCUCCAAUGCCUGGCCCCCCAGGACCACCACCUCCUAUGCACUCCACCCAGCCAGGCUAUCAGCUACAACAAAAUGGCUCCUUUGGACCAGCCCGAGGCCCUCAGCCUAACUAUGGGGGAGCCUUCUCCGAAGCACCAAACUUUGCCAGUCAGCCUGGGCCUCCUCAGGCACCUCCCCCAAAGCGCCUGGAUCCUGAUUCCAUCCCCAGUCCUCAACUCAAUGAGCUGCCUCCUCAGCAGAAAACCAGGCACAGAAUAGACCCUGAUGCCAUUCCUAGCCCAAUCCAGGUCAUUGAAGAUGACAGAAAUAACCGGGGGUCAGAGCCAUUUGUCACUGGAGCACGAGGACAAGUCCCACCCCUGGUUACCACCAACUUUGUAGUGAAAGACCAAGGAAAUGCAAGCCCACGAUAUAUCCGGUGCACAUCAUAUAAUAUCCCUUGCACAUCUGACAUGGCCAAGCAGGCUCAGGUGCCCCUAGCAGCUGUCAUUAAGCCACUGGCCAGGCUGCCCCCUGAGGAGGCUCCUCCAUAUGUGGUGGACCAUGGGGAAUCAGGCCCUGUGCGUUGCAAUCGCUGCAAAGCCUACAUGUGCCCCUUCAUGCAGUUUAUUGAAGGCGGGAGGCGCUUCCAGUGCUGCUUUUGCAGCUGUGUAACUGAAGUUCCUCCCCAGUAUUUCCAACACCUGGAUCACACUUAUAAACGUGUGGACUUCUAUGACCGGCCUGAACUUUCCCUGGGUUCCUAUGAAUUCCUGGCUACUGUGGAUUACUGCAAGAACCACAAGUUCCCUCGCCCCCCUGCCUUCAUAUUCAUGAUUGAUGUCUCCUACAAUGCUAUUAGGAGUGGCCUUGUCAAGCUCCUCUGUGAGGAGCUCAAGUCACUGUUGGACUUCCUGCCCAGGGAGGGCGGGGCAGAGGAGUCGGCUAUACGAAUUGACUUUGUCACGUACAACAAAGUGCUGCAUUUCUACAAUGUGAAGAGUUCCUUGGCCCAGCCACAGAUGAUGGUGGUGUCUGAUGUGGCAGACAUGUUUGUGCCACUGCUGGAUGGCUUCCUGGUCAACGUUAGCGAGUCUCGGACAGUCAUCAACAGUUUAUUGGACCAGAUUCCAGAAAUGUUUGCAGAUACAAGGGAGACAGAGACAGUAUUUGCCCCUGUGAUUCAGGCUGGAAUGGAAGCCCUGAAGGCUGCUGAGUGUCCAGGGAAGUUGUUUUUGUUCCAUACAUCUCUGCCCAUUGCAGAAGCCCCUGGGAAGCUGAAGAACCGAGAUGACAGGAAGCUGCUCAACACUGACAAGGAGAAGACUCUCUUCCAGCCACAAACGGGCUUCUAUCAGUCACUGGCCAAAGAGUGUGUGACCCAGGGCUGCUGUGUGGACCUCUUUCUCUUUCCUAACCAGUAUGUCGAUGUGGCCACUCUUGGAGUAGUACCCCACCAUACUGGUGGCUCCAUCUACAAGUACGCUUGCUUCCAGGUGGAAAGUGACCAGGAGCGCUUCCUCAGUGACCUCCGGCAGGAUGUACAGAAGGACGUUGGCUUUGAUGCUGUGAUGCGCGUCCAGACAAACACUGGGAUCCGGGCUACAGAUUUCUUUGGGUCCUUCUACAUGAGCAACACAACAGAUGUGGAGCUGGCAGGUCUGGAUGGGGACAAGACGGUGACGGUAGAAUUCAAGCAUGAUGAUCGCCUCAGUGAAGACAGCGGAGCCCUCAUCCAGUGUGCUCUGCUUUACACCAGCUGUGCUGGGCAGCGGAGGCUCCGAAUUCACAACCUGUCACUGAACUGCUGCACCCAGCUUGCUGACUUGUAUCGGAAUUGUGAGACGGACACACUUAUCAACUACCUGGCCAAGUUUGCAUACCGGGGUGUACUGAGCAGUCCUGUGAAGGCAGUGCGUGAUGCUCUCAUCAGCCAGUGUGCCCAGAUCUUGGCCUGUUACCGAAAGAACUGUGCCAGCCCAUCUUCUGCUGGACAGCUCAUCCUCCCAGAAUGCAUGAAGCUUCUCCCUGUGUACCUGAAUUGUGUACUGAAGAGUAACGUCCUGCAGCCUGGGGCUGAGGUCACCACUGAUGACCGAGCCUAUGUCCGGCAGUUGGUCACUUCCAUGGAUGUGGCAGAAACCAAUGUCUUCUUCUAUCCUCGGCUCCUACCACUGACAAAGGUUCUGUUGGAAAGCAGUGCUGAACCACCAGCCAUCCGAGCAUCUGAGGAGCGCCUCAGCAAGGGGGAUGUCUACUUGCUAGAGAAUGGGCUUUCCCUUUUCCUCUGGGUUGGAGCCAGUGUGCAGCAAGGUGUUGUCCAGAACCUCUUCAGCGUCCCUUCCUUCAGCCAGAUUACCAGUGGUCUGAGUGUCUUGCCAGUCCUGGAGAACCCAUUGUCCAAUAGGGUGCGUGACCUCAUUGAUAGCUUCCGUGCACAGAGAUCUCGUUAUAUGAAGCUCAUGGUGGUGAAACAAGAGGACAAGUUGGAGAUGUUAUUCAAGCACUUCCUGGUGGAGGACAAGAGCCUGAGUGGGGGUGCCUCCUACGUGGACUUUCUGUGUCACAUGCACAAGGAGAUCCGACAGCUCCUGAGCUAGAGGAAGUGGGUGCAGGGCAGAGGGCUCCAGGCCAGCUCCCCACAAGUUCCCCAGGACAGCAGGGAAACAUAGAUUAUAAAUCACGUAAGCAGC
Dromiciops gliroides (monito del monte) is the source of this 3492-nucleotide messenger RNA. RefSeq names its product protein transport protein Sec24C-like. NCBI's taxonomy places the organism in Eukaryota, Metazoa, Chordata, Mammalia, Microbiotheria, Microbiotheriidae. Bases 58 to 3399 code for a protein of 1113 amino acids. Gene Ontology annotation, biological process: intracellular protein transport; endoplasmic reticulum to Golgi vesicle-mediated transport; COPII-coated vesicle cargo loading. Gene Ontology annotation, molecular function: SNARE binding; zinc ion binding. Gene Ontology annotation, cellular component: endoplasmic reticulum exit site; COPII vesicle coat. The transcript has a single exon. The record is from RefSeq and is a predicted model, not a curated record.